Molecule: messenger RNA, 1162 nt
Organism: Dipodomys spectabilis (banner-tailed kangaroo rat)
Lineage: Eukaryota; Metazoa; Chordata; Mammalia; Rodentia; Heteromyidae
Product: zinc finger and SCAN domain-containing protein 16-like
Exons: 4
Coding region: 127-1155 (342 amino acids)
Biological process (GO): regulation of transcription by RNA polymerase II
Molecular function (GO): RNA polymerase II cis-regulatory region sequence-specific DNA binding; DNA-binding transcription factor activity, RNA polymerase II-specific
Source: RefSeq, a predicted model, not a curated record
CGCCAAUUGGUCUCCUUGAGUCGAGCCUUUUGUUCAGGGCUGCUGUGGGGACCUGUGCCUCUCGACGUGUGAGGAGUGUCUUUAAGGCCAAGAUCCCAAAGGGAGGAUUCAUCUGAAAAACCCAGAAUGGCUGUAGCUGUGGAACCUGAAGGACAAAAAGGACUUUUGAAAGUGAAUGCAGAGAACUGUCACUGGGGACAGGACUCGGUGUCACAGAAGUACAGUCCUUAUAGGAGGGAACUCUUCCGGCAGCACUUCAGGAAGCUCUGCUAUCAAGAUGCAUCUGGACCCCGGGAAGUUCUUACUCAGCUCAGGGAGCUUUGCAGCCAGUGGCUGAGGCCAGAAUGCCACACCAAGGAGCAGAUUUUAGACCUGCUGGUGCUGGAACAAUUCCUGAGCAUUCUGCCUAGGGACCUGCAAGCAUGGGUGCAGGUCCACCAUCCAGAGUCUGGAGAGGAAGCAGUGACGGUGCUGGAGGAUCUGGAAAGAGAGCUUGAGUCGGGAAAGCAGAUUGCAGACGAUUCAGAAAGCAAGGACACGUUCAUGGACAAAUUGGUUGCCUUGGAAAAGCCAUAUGAGUCACUGAAUAACCAGCCUCAUUCAAAGAAGACUCCAGUGAAACAUGAAUCUGACAGUGGUAGUAAAACUAGGAUUGAGGAAGAAGUAUCAUCACAUGAAGAUAUGCCCAAAGAUAUGGAAUUCCUUGAGAAGAUAAACAACAGACUUACCAAAGCUAUUCCUUAUUAUCCUGAAUCCAAAGAUUCAAUGAAAAAUGAGGGGAGAUUAGAAUGGCAACAGAAGCAAAGAAGACGAUAUAACUGUGAUGAAUGUGGAAAAAGUUUCAGUCAUAGCUCAGACCUUACUAAACACAGGAGAACUCACACUGGUGAAAAGCCCUAUAAAUGUGAUGAAUGUGGAAAAGCUUUCAUUCAACGUUCACAUCUCAUUGGACACCAUAGAGUACACACUGGUGUGAAACCCUAUAAGUGUAAAGAAUGUGGGAAAGAGUUCAGUGGGCGCACAGGUCUUAUUCAGCACCAAAGAAUCCACACAGGUGAAAAACCCUAUGAGUGUGAUGAAUGUGGGAGGCCCUUCCGUGUAAGUUCAGCUCUUAUUAGACAUCAGAGAAUUCAUUUAGCAAAUAAAUUCUACUGAAAAGGUG